AUGGCACCCAAGCCAGACCCCAAUGCUUCCAAGAAGCCUGUUAAGCCUGUUCCUGCUGCUGGUGCUCAGACCGCAAGGCCUGUUACUCCUGUUGGUGCUCCAGCCCCGGCAGACGCAAAGCGGAAGGCUUCCCAGUCCCCUCCACCUGCUGGUGGUGCAACAACUGCUCAGGCUUCUCGACCUGCCAGACCUGCUGCUCCUGACCGAAUCAACAACCUUCGUAUCACUGCUAAAGAGGGAAACAAGGAGGUACCGAUUGCGAAUGGAAAGAACGCGCGAUACGACCUUACCGAAGAGAUCGUGCGCAAAGCUCUGCGAGUGCUAGAGAGCACCGAGGGCAAUGACAGCCUCGCAAACAUGACAUUAGCGCUCCUUGACAACUACACCAAGCGCAAGACACCCACUACUUGGGGAAACCGGCCACGGACAAUCCCAGCUCUGAAAUUGGAAAUGGCUGCAUUUGUCAAGAGGCUCAGAGACAAUUUUCCGGAGAUCAAAAUCCAGACUGCGCCGGAUGGUGACGCCUAUACCAAUCGUUAUGAACCGAUCGGGGACACGGGCGCUGUCGAUUUCUCCAAGUUCGACAUUGAGCGUGUAGAGUUGAUCCUGCCUGCGGAUCUCAUUGCGAACAUCAUGAAGGCCGAAGAGAAGAAUUGCCCUACUACUCACCACAUGUUCCACCUGAUACUCACCGUUUGUCACGAAGUCAUCCACAUACUCGUCUGCGCCUUAUCAGCAGAGAAACGGCCCGUGACGCCGCCUGAUAUGGAAGUGGAAGGCCAUGAGGAAGGCGCGGGUGAGUCUGGUUGGUGGUGGGAAAUCAAGUUCCUGGGAGGCAUCGUCAAGAUGUACCAGGAUAAGACCGAUCCUGCAGCAGCUGUCUUGGCUACACGGCAGUCCGGUCUGCCUCUUCUCGCAACCGGCAAUGCCACCACUUCGACUUUCCGACGCAUCGACCCGGCAUACAUUGCAGAUUUUGUGAAGGACUCGUCCCCGGCCGGCUUCAAGCGCUUUCCUAUCAAGUGUACCGCUGACAAGGCGAUGUCCUUCGGCGACGUAAAGAAGAAGUACGGCGGGCCCAUGUCAACCGCUCGGGCCAAGAACAGGGUCAUCAAGAACCCCUCUGUGAAUAAUUCGCCCGAGCGGAAGCUACCCAAGGCUGCCAAGGUCGAGGCCUCGGCCAGCACAGCAUCCGGCACAAGGACUAGCGCCCGCGGACAGGCUGCUGCUGCAGGGAAGCCAAAGACAACCGACGCGACCAUGCCCGUCCGCCCGAAGCCCUAA
Diaporthe amygdali is the source of this 1284-nucleotide messenger RNA. RefSeq lists its product as uncharacterized. The record is from RefSeq and is a predicted model, not a curated record. NCBI's taxonomy places the organism in Eukaryota, Fungi, Ascomycota, Sordariomycetes, Diaporthales, Diaporthaceae. The transcript has 3 exons. The coding region runs from base 1 to 1284 and encodes 427 amino acids.